UUACGUCAUAUAAAGCAUGGACUCUUUGAAGAUGUGUAUUCUAAUCCAAGUGAUAUUCUUUAUGCUUUGUUCAGCUCAGGGCAAAAACAUGUGGAAAGUCUUAAAGAAAUACAAAAACAAAUUGAAAAGCCGCAAAAAGACUGACCUUCCUAAAUCCCUCAAACUCGAAGUCAAGAAGUUCUUUAACGAGACACAUACAGAAUUCAUAAAGGAUGAAGGCGCAGGCGCUGAAUUUGAAUGUGAAACAGCGGUAUCUCGCUCUAUAUUUCGCCUAUAUCCCAGAGCCACCUAUCGCUGGGUUCGAAAUGAGGGAUUUUUAACAAUGGAACCAGAACGAAUGGUAUUCCGAAUGGGAGACCUCAUCAUUCAAGGAUUGAAGGCAACAGAUACCGGACUUUACUCGUGUAGAUUACAUUACACGAAGGGGAAGGUGUUAACAGUUGGUGUUUUUUCGCUCUAUGUAAAAUCACAGGAGUACCCCGAGACACCCGUGUAUGAAGGAAGAAAAAUCUCCUUACAGUGCAACAGUCACCUGUUGGGCUUAUUGUAUCCGAAAGCUGUCAGAGAAUGGUAUCUUAAUGGGACAAAGACACCAUUACAAAAAAUUCCCGCCAACCAAAAACACAAUGAUGUCAUUAAAAAGUCAACUGUCCACAUGCAAGGAAACUGGUCAUGUGUAGUUCGUGAUCCUGUACAUAAUUGGAAGUGGACGACGGCCUUUUAUCGUGUUAAAAUAUACCCUCCUCUGAAAGGAAUAGCUUUUAUUAUAGAUUUUGUCAAACACAACGUGAAAUUGACGAUUUUUCUUGUAAUUGGAUGUUUUUGUCUGGUAAUGAUGCUUACUGCUAUCCUCAUUGACAAACUGGAGCAAUGGAAGAAACGAAAAGAUAAACUACAAAAGAGAAUGCUCUACCAGUUCAUAGAAGAUAGCGGAAGAGGAUUUUACGACAAUAAUGAUAACCUCUGUUACACUGACGAAGAUGGAAAUGUGGUCGUCUGCAAAGUAUCUGAUGAUGAGUCAGACGAAGAAGGGAUGAUAAAAAGAAGAGUGAAGCAGCUAGGCAAAGCAGGGAAAGCAGCGUUAGAGAAGACAAAAGAUUUUAUAGAGGGUGAAGAUAAUGAUGAAAAUAAAAACAACGAUGCUAAUGAAAACGCCGCGGACUUGGACAGCACAUAUGAUGUUUGCUCGUCUAGUUUUGAGGACGAUAAACAUGUUUCCUUUUUUGAAGGGUCAUUGACAGAGGAUAGUUUUGAGACAAGCUUCAGUGAAAGUCGACCGCUAUUGUCUCACGUGAAUUGUGAUGUUUCCUUUAGUUAACAUAUAUUGUAAGUUUUUAUUAAUGGAAAAGAAGAUCAUUUUCUAAAUUAUGCAUUAUAUUUGGAUAUAGUGAUGUAAUACUCUUUGGAACCUCCUCUGUGUAAAUUUACACAUUCAUUAUAUUGUACAUUCUUUCAAAUGGAAAGUGAAAAU
Molecule: messenger RNA, 1471 nt
Organism: Saccostrea echinata
Lineage: Eukaryota; Metazoa; Mollusca; Bivalvia; Ostreida; Ostreidae
Exons: 2
Coding region: 17-1318 (433 amino acids)
Source: RefSeq, a predicted model, not a curated record